AUGGCGCUGGUGGAGAAACCCUCAAUCGCGAGUCUCUCUUGUUUGUUUUUGUGCCCUAAUUCAUUUCUCUGCAACCCCAAUGUUCUCUCAAUCCGCUCUUUUUCGACUGCGAGGGUUAAAAAAAUCACAACCCCUUCCCCUGAAAUUUACGAUGUGUUGGUCCAUAACCACCAAUUUUCUCCUGAAUUGGCCGCCGCACUUGCUUCAUCGCGCUUACCUAAAUCUACAACUCCCGGAAGAGCUGAUUCAGUGUUGUCAUUCCUUAAAGAGAAGAGCUUCACGACUGCUCAGCUGCAGAAACUCGUCGGAUACUAUCCUCGGAUUCUAGGGCUUACGAUUGAGGGCUUUGAAUUCAGAUUCAAGCCAUUCCGAGACUUGGGGCUUUCUUCCGAGGAGAUUGCGAAGAUAAUUUCCAAUAAUCAGAUGAUUUUGCAGUUAUCUAUGGCCAGCAACAUCAUUCCCAAAUUAUCGAUGCUGAAGGGCUUGCUGGGAUCCAAUGAGGAGGUGGCCAGACUCUUGAAAAAUUGCGCAUGGUUUGUGUUGUCUGAUUUAGAGAAGAAGUUAAUGCCAAAUGUGGAAAUCUUGAAGAGCUGUAGCAUACCAAUGGAGCGUAUCGUUCACUUCCUCCACUCCGAGCCGAGAUGUUUCCUAGUCAAGUCGGAUAUUAUGAGGAAAUCUGCAGACAAGGCCAUCGAAUUUGGGGUCUCUCGGACUUCGGUUGUUUUCAUCCACGCUCUCAAAGUUCUCUCUUUUACGGGCGAAGAGACGUGGGAAGUCAAGAUGGAAACUCUCCGUGAUUUGGGAUUUUCUGAUGAUGAUAUAUUCACAAUGUUCAGAAACCACCCUAAUGUGUUUGGAGCGUUGGCAAAGACAAUGAAGAAUAAAAUAGAUGUUCUGCUCGCUACCGGGAAGUACAAUAUAUCCGAUAUUGUCGCUUUUCCGGCGGCACUUGGGUUCAGUAUUGAGAAGAGGCUUGAGCCGCGGAUCCAAAUUCUAAGAUGUUUGGAAAGUAGGAAUCUCAUUGAAAAGUGGCCAGCUCUUUCGGGACUUUCUAGAUCUACAAACGAUAGAUUUUUUGACAGCUUUGUUAGGCCUUAUUGCGACGAGAUUGGCCGUGAAUGUAUCACAAAAAUAUGUCAAGGGCAAAGGGAAAUGAAGCUUUCAGUGGAUGUUCAAGAAACUUGUAUGAAGUCCUAG
Messenger RNA from Salvia miltiorrhiza (redroot sage), 1197 nucleotides. RefSeq lists its product as uncharacterized. Bases 1 to 1197 code for a protein of 398 amino acids. Gene Ontology annotation, molecular function: double-stranded DNA binding. The transcript has 2 exons. Gene Ontology annotation, biological process: regulation of DNA-templated transcription; chloroplast organization. The record is from RefSeq and is a predicted model, not a curated record. Lineage: Eukaryota; Viridiplantae; Streptophyta; Magnoliopsida; Lamiales; Lamiaceae. Gene Ontology annotation, cellular component: chloroplast.